GUGGGUUCCUGGCCAGGGUGAGGCCCCUGUGCUCCGACCUCCAGCUGUCCCCGCGGCCGAUUACCCCUCCGCCUCGCUCGCCGCCUGCUCGCCAUGGAGUCGCUGGCUUUCGCCCGGCGCCUCGGCCCGGCCCCCUCGGCAGCCACCGCCCUGGCGUCAGAGCUCGCCCGGCCCCUGGCCGACGGGCUCAUCAAGUCGCCCAAGCCCCCGAUGAAGAAGCAGGCGGUGAAGCGGCACCACCACAAGCACAACCUGCGGCACCGCUACGAGUUUCUGGAGACCCUGGGCAAGGGCGCCUAUGGGAAGGUGAAGAAGGCGCGGGAGAGCGCGGGGCGCCUGGUGGCCAUCAAGUCGAUCCGGAAAGACAAAAUCAAAGAUGAGCAAGAUCUGAUGCACAUUCGGCGGGAGAUCGAGAUCAUGUCAUCACUCAACCACCCGCACAUCAUUGCCAUCCAUGAAGUGUUUGAGAACAGCAGCAAGAUCGUGAUAGUCAUGGAGUACGCCAGCCGAGGCGACCUGUAUGACUACAUCAGCGAGCGGCAGCGGCUCAGCGAGCGCGACGCCCGACAUUUCUUCCGGCAGAUCGUCUCCGCCGUGCACUACUGCCACCAGAACGGGAUUGUCCACCGGGAUCUCAAGCUGGAGAACAUCCUCUUAGACGCCAAUGGAAAUAUCAAGAUCGCUGACUUUGGCCUCUCCAACCUCUACCACCAAGGCAAGUUCCUGCAGACGUUCUGCGGGAGCCCCCUCUACGCCUCACCCGAGAUCGUCAACGGGAAACCCUACACGGGCCCAGAGGUGGACAGCUGGUCCCUGGGUGUUCUACUGUACAUCCUGGUGCAUGGCACCAUGCCCUUUGACGGGCAGGACCAUAAGACGCUGGUGAAACAGAUUAGCGAUGGGGCCUACCGGGAGCCGCCUAAACCCUCCGAUGCCUGUGGUCUGAUCCGGUGGCUGUUAAUGGUGAACCCCACCCGCCGGGCCACCCUGGAGGAUGUGGCCAGUCACUGGUGGGUCAACUGGGGCUACACCACCCGUGUCGGGGAGCAGGAGGCCCUGCACGAGGGAGGGCACCCCGGCAGCGACUCUGGCCGGGCCUCCAUGGCUGACUGGCUCCGGCGAUCCUCCCGCCCCCUCCUGGAGAACGGGGCCAAGGUAUGCAGCUUUUUCAGGCAGCACGCUCCUGGAGGUGGGAGCAUCACCCCCAGCCUGGAGCGCCAGCAUUCGCUCAAGAAGUCCCGCAAAGAGAAUGACAUGGCCCAGUCUCUCCAGGGGGACCCGGCUGAUGAUACUUCCCCUCACUCUGGCAAGGGCAACCUCAAGCUGCCAAAGGGCAUUCUCAAGAAGAAGGCGUCGACCUCCUCAGAGGGGGCAAGGGAGGACCCUGAGCUCAGCCCAGUCCCCAUGAGCCCAGGACAGGCUGCCCCCCUGCUCCCCAAGAAGGGCAUCCUCAAGAAGUCUCGGCAGCGGGAAUCCGGCUACUACUCCUCUCCCGAACCCAGUGAGUCUGGGGAGCUCUUGGAUGCAGGGGACGUGUUUGUAAGUGGAGACUCCGUGGAGCAGAAGCCCCCGCAAGCCUCAGGACUGCUCCUCCAUCGCAAGGGCAUCCUCAAACACAACGGCAAGUUCUCCCGCACAGCGUCGGAGCUCACAGCCCCCACUACCUUUGGUUCCUGGGAUGAACUGGCCUCACCUCGCCCCCCGGCCCGAGCCAGCCACCCCUCGGGGGCUGUGAGUGAGGACAGCAUCCUGUCCUCUGAGUCCUUUGACCAGCUGGACUUGCCCGAACGGCUCCCUGAGCCCCAGCUCCGGGGCUGUGUAUCUGUGGACAACCUCAUGGGGCUUGAGGAGCCCCGCUCCGAGGGCCCUGGAAGCAGGGGCCUGAGGCGCUGGUGGCAGGACCCCCUGGGGGAUAGCUGCUUUUCCAUGACAGACUGCCAGGAGGUGACAGAGAUCUACCGACAGGCACUGGGGGUCUGCUCAAAGCUCAGCUGAGGGUUGGGGGCAUUGCCCACCCGGGCAGGCUCUAAGAUGCAGUUGGCUGCAGCCUGAAGGGAGACUGCCUUCUCCCCUGCCUCCCAGGACCAGCAUGCCAGCCCCGAAGGCUGAGAUGGUUUGCAGUUGAGCCCUGGGGAGGGCUGGAUGUGGGAAGCGGGCAAGUGAAAUGCAUUGAGGGUUCAAUGUCUUCAGCCCUGUGAAACCAAGAAGAUAGUAGAAGGGAAAAGAGUAGAGGGGAAGGCCCAUGGCCAAGGCCAGGUUCCUGUUUCUCGUGCACAUGGUAGGCCCCAGGGAUCUGGAAAGAGCACUCUAUCAGUGCCCAUCUGCUUUAUUGCAAUGAGUAAGUUUUGUGCAUGAUGCCUCCCCGCCAAAGUGGGGAUGGAAACUCUUCACAUACACAUUCCCAACCCCACCCAGCUCUAAACCUGGAAUGUGGCACCCCCUAAUGUGCCUGGGGGGUCCUGGGAAUGGUGUCCUAGAGUGUACCCUUCCUUAUUUAUCCUAGCAGUAAGAGAACACAACCUCUGUUUCCUCAAAGGUUCUCUCCCCUUUCCCAUCCUCCAAACCUGGCCCAAGCCUCCUGAAGUUGCUGCUAUGAAUCUAAAAGACUUGAAAAGUCUCAGGCUACUAUUGGGCUUCAUCUCAAGGGGCCCAAAUUCCACUGGACCCCACCUUGGACCUCAAAGACGCUGAAAUUCUCCGGCCUCCAAGAUGCUCGUGCUACUGAGAAUGGAUAUGUCUAUUUCUCUGGGCUUUCAGAACUCUAGAAUGUCCUUAUUUAUUUUUAUGUUUUCAGCUCUGAGUUUUUAAAAAGUGAAUCUUGCUGUUUUCAGUAAUGUGAAUACUAUGUUCUGGGGAAAUCCACUAUGACAUUUAACUUUGUGUGUAGAGAGAUUUUUGCAAUGAUUUCCUACUGAUUGUGGGGAAGGGGGGACCUUUUUUAAAUCCAUGUUCCAUUGCACUGUCUGGAGGGGGUCUCUGAUUCCCUCACUCCAUGCCCUGAUUCUGUUUGCCUGAUGGUCCCUCUUCCUUGCUCUGUGGCCAGAAAGAACCAUUCCAUUAAAAACCAGAACGGUGA
Molecule: messenger RNA, 3076 nt
Organism: Diceros bicornis minor
Lineage: Eukaryota; Metazoa; Chordata; Mammalia; Perissodactyla; Rhinocerotidae
Gene: NUAK2
Product: NUAK family kinase 2
Exons: 7
Coding region: 94-1995 (633 amino acids)
Biological process (GO): intracellular signal transduction; microtubule cytoskeleton organization; protein phosphorylation
Cellular component (GO): cytoplasm
Molecular function (GO): protein serine/threonine kinase activity; ATP binding; tau-protein kinase activity
Source: RefSeq, a predicted model, not a curated record